AGCUCCGUUGAAGUCCACAGACGAAGAGAGUGCGAUUUGACUGGAGCCGGAAGAAGCUUUCAGCUGAGCAACGAGCGACGGCGGGGACGAUGAACACGGACAUCACCGCGUCGGCGAAGCCGGAGUACCCGGUGAUAGAUCGGAACCCUCCCUUCACGACGGUGGUCGGCAACUUCAGCACCCUCGACUACUUCCGCUUCGUCACCAUCACCGGCGUCUCCGUCACCGUCGGCUACCUCUCUGGGAUAAAGCCUGGGAUCAAGGGACCAUCAAUGGUGACGGGCGGAUUGAUUGGUCUAAUGGGCGGGUUCAUGUACGCAUACCAGAACUCGGCGGGCCGGCUAAUGGGAUUCUUCCCCAACGAGGAUGAGGUAGCUCGUUACAAGAAGUGAAUGCUAAUUCCCUUUUUUCCGGGGGGCUUGUUUUUGUUAUAAUUUGGAACCCAAAAUAUAUGCUUUAGGCACAUCAUGUUGUGCUUUUUGUGGGAAGAUGACAGAUGGUUAUGUCAAUAAAUCAAUGUUUUAGUGCUGA
Syzygium oleosum is the source of this 531-nucleotide messenger RNA. Its product is annotated as NADH-ubiquinone oxidoreductase 20.9 kDa subunit. Bases 90 to 392 code for a protein of 100 amino acids. The transcript has 2 exons. The record is from RefSeq and is a predicted model, not a curated record. NCBI's taxonomy places the organism in Eukaryota, Viridiplantae, Streptophyta, Magnoliopsida, Myrtales, Myrtaceae.